UCUCACUUCAGUCCCUGUCCGCGUUAUAUUGCUUCUACGUAAUCCAAAGUAAUAAAUGUAUCAGACUUAACAAAUGCAAUUCACGUCCGGCAGAGUCGGUGCGGAGAAGACCGUGACUGCUCCUCUCGUUGCCGUGAAUCACCGGCCACAUUUCCCUCCGGAGUUUCUGUUUCCGGCGACUUUGUUUCCACUCCUCAUCAGGUUCUGAAAUGAAUGGGGCUCAGUACAACAGAACUUGUGAUCUUGAGAAACCUUUUCUGGGAUGCUUGGGGAGAAUGGUGAACCUCUUUGAUCUAAAUACAGGUGUUGCAGGAAAUAGGUUGCUCACAGAGAAACCACAUCGUGAUGGUUCUCCAGUCUCAUCAGGACAAUCAGAUGCAGCAAGCGUGAGUCAAUUUGGUGAUCAUAUGAAGGAUAAAAAGAUGGUGACUGAGCUAAGGAGUUGUUCAAAUAAAAAAUCAAAUGGAACACCCGUGAGAAUGCUCAUAGGGCAUGAAAUGAAAAAAGAAGUGGAUUCGAAACAUAAUCCUCCAAAUGUUAUUGCCAAGUUGAUGGGGCUUGAUACUCUCCCCCAGCACCAGCCUGAUCCAGCCGGUCAAAGAACUCAUUCAAGAGGCUAUUCACAAAGUCAUCUGGGCAAUACUUUGGAUUAUUGGCAAGAAGAAUAUGGGCUUCGUGGGCAAUUACACUCUGAGAUUCAUCAGUGUCCAGUUCAGGAUGAGUGUAAAGAUGUUUAUGAAAUAUUGCAGCAAUCACAGAAUAGACAUUAUUUUAGAGAUAUAUCUCCAGCAAAAGAAAGGCAUAAUAACUGUGCAAACGGGAAAAAGAUGGCUCUUGUUCGUCAGAAGUUCAUUGAAGCAAAGUGCCUAGUUACAGAUGAUAAACUUCGCCAAUCCAAACAAUUCCAAGAUGCUUUGGAAGUUUUAAGUUCGAACAAUGAUUUAGUCCUCAAGUUUCUGCAAGAAUCAAAUUCUCUGUUUUCUCAGAAUUGCUAUGAUUUGCACUCCAUUCCUCCACCUGCUGAUACCAAGCAGAUCACUGUCCUUAGACCCUCAAAGUUGAUGGGUAUUGACAAAUUGUCUGAGAUGGGGAAGAGGAAUGAGAAAGAGAUAAAGAAAGCAUUUCGCAUUGGUCAGGUGAUUGGAUGGGAUAAAAGUAAUCCUGGAUUUUCUCCUCCCAAUUGGCGGGCUAAUGAUAGUCCCACUCAGCCAACUCGAAUAGUUGUACUAAAACCUAGCCCUGGUGAUCCUCAUGACAUUAAGGCUAUGAUUUCUCCCUCUGCUUCAUCUCCAACACUAUUUCAUGGUAAAGGAUUCUGUGGUCAAGCGGAAGAUUGUGAAUCACAGCAAUCAAGAGGAAUGGCCAAAGGAAUAACAAGACAGAUGCUUGAAAACUUGAGUGAGCAUCAAAGGGACAAAACCUUGCUUUCCUCGGUAUUUUCAAAUGGCCAUACUGGUGAUAAAAGUUCCUUCAAUAAAUCAGAGAAUGAAUAUACUGCAGGAAAUGUCAGUGACUCUGAAGCCAUAUCACCAACUUCCAGGCAUUCAUGGGAUUAUAUCAACAGGCCUGGCACCCCGUAUUCUUCAUCUUUAAGCCAUGCAUCUUGUUCUCCAGAAUCAUCAGUGUCAAGAGAAGCGAAGAAACGUCUUUCUGAAAGAUGGGCCUUGGUGGCAUCCCAUGGAAAUUGUCAAGAACAAACAAAUCUGCGGAGAAGCUCUAGUACUUUAGGUGAGAUGCUUGCCCUAUCUGAUGCUAAGAAGUUUGUGAGAUCCAAGGAAAAGGGCAUUAGGAAAGAACAAGAACGAAGGGGAUCAACAUCAUGUUUUGCUAAUGAUUUGAAUAAGGACAAAGGUUUGGAUGAUGCUCCUAGUAAUCUUUUAAGGUCAAAAUCUGUUCCUGUCUCUUCUACUCUGUUUGGGGAUGGGCUAAAUGGUCAACAUUCAGAUAUUGAGGAUGGUAAAAUGGAUAGCCCCAAGGAGGUGGCAGCAAAGCCAAGGAGCGUGAAAUCAUCACUGAAAGGGAAAGUUACAAGUUUAUUUUUCUCCAGGAACAAAAAAUCCCAUAAAGAAAAAUCUAGUGCAUACAGAGAUGAAUCUCAGAAAUCUGCAGAAAUGCCCAUACACGCCCCUGAAAAAAUUAUUGAUGUUGCAUCCCGAAGUUCUAACAAUAGUGGGGCUGAAGGUGGUCCAUUGUUUAUUUUACAAGGAUCCACGAGCAAAGAAUCAUUGCCACUAAUGCAUGACAUAAGCUCACCUAAGGCAGGAUUAUCAAAGACAAAAUCGGAAAACCAGGAGCAGCCAAGUCCAAUCUCGGUUUUGGAGCUGCAUGUUGAAGAAGAUGACAAUAUAACACCAGUGUCCCGUAAUGUUAAGGAAGACAGAAAUGGACAAAAGCUGCCUGCGCAGUCUAUUAAAUUCAAGCUGAUUGACAAAUCACCACCCAUAGAAUCAAUGGCUCGGACUCUGUCGUGGGAUGAUGAUUCCUGUGUUGAGACAGGCACUUCUUAUUCACAGAAACCUUCAUUGGUCUCCCAAGGAGCGGAGGAAGAAGAACAAGAAUGGGUCUUCUUUGUCCAAUCAUUAUUAUCAUCUGUAGGACUUGACGGCAAAGUCCAAAAGAACUCGUUCUUUGUCACAUGGCAUUUACCUGAAAGCCCACUCGACCCAUCACUCAGAGACGUAUACAUUGAUUUAAAUGACAAGGAGAUAGCUUGCGAGGCUGCACGAAGGCAAAGGAGAUCGACCCAAAAGCUCGUGUUCGAUUGUGUGAAUGCAGCUUUGGUGGACAUGACAAGAGAUGGGUGGGAGACAAACUCGAUGGCUACACCUUGUGAUUGGCCAGCCCAGAACCAACACCUAGACCCGUCAUCCAUAUUGGUGGAUCAGGUUUGGACCCGGUUGGAGGAGUGGUUCUCCUGGAAGGGGAGGUGUGCUCCAGGCGACGUUGACGCCGAUAUGGACGGCGACGGCCAGGUGGUGGAGGCGCUAGUGAGGAAUGAGGUGGUUGGGAAGGGCUUGGCGGAGCGUGUGAAAUUGGAAAAAGUUGGGAUGGGGAAGGAAUUGGAAGCGAAGCUGCUGGACGAGCUUGUGCAAGAGGCUGUAAUUGAAUUGACAGGUAAUGAGUGUUAUAACUAAGGCGUUUUCUCUUCCAUAUUCUGCUUUUUAAAGUUUGUUGACUAUUAUUUUGUGUAUUUUGUUCAUUCUCUGCCUAUAAUUGUUACAAAUGUAUAUUUGUUUUAGUCUUAUAAUGCAGAUGCACGUACAGAAUCAGAAUUAUAUGGCAUGCUUCCUAUUUUAAGCCCCACUUAUAUUUGAAUUUUGAUAUGUAUGAUAUAAUUAAAUGUUAACUUAUUAAAAAUAGCACCUAAGUGAGUAUGGAACUUAUUGGAUGUCUACUUUGGGAUCUUUAUUGGACUUAGAUUUAAAUGUUGAAAAUAUUCAAAUAAUAAUAAAUUCCUAGAGUCCGUGCAGUGCUGUGGAAUGGACUUGUGAUUUGGGAGAGUCGACCAAAUUCAGAAUAAUAAAUAGGAUUAAAUGAGGCAGAGGUAGUUGGUCACAUAGAAAAAGAAAAAAAAAACAAAAAACAAAUGAA
Molecule: messenger RNA, 3591 nt
Organism: Diospyros lotus (date-plum)
Lineage: Eukaryota; Viridiplantae; Streptophyta; Magnoliopsida; Ericales; Ebenaceae
Exons: 6
Coding region: 210-3134 (974 amino acids)
Source: RefSeq, a predicted model, not a curated record